AUGAACCCAGAUCAGGUCACCCACCGGCCUCUGUCCUUCAUCGCAGCCUGCGUCUUGUUGGUUGCGACGGCAGGGGAGGCUCAAAAUUUGAGCGUGGGGGUGGUGUUGGAUAUGGAGACCUGGGUCGGGAAGGUGGGGCUGACCUGCAUCCACAUGUCGCUGUCGGAAUUCUAUGAAGCUAACCCUCACUACAACACUAGGAUUGUUCUCCACCCCAAGGACUCCGCCGGCGAUGUCGUUGCUGCGGCGGCUGCAGCUCUUGACCUCAUAAACAACCAUCAAGUUGAAGCAAUUUUGGGGCCAACCACUUCGAUGCAGACCAACUUCGUGAUCAAUCUCGCCCACAAAGCUCAUGUCCCCAUCCUUACCUUCACCGCCUCCAGCCCCGCUCUCGCCUCCCACCGCAGCCCUUACUUCUUUCGUCUCACCCACACUGACUCUGCUCAAGUUGCCGCUAUUAGCGACCUGCUCAAAUUCUACAACUGGAGACAACUCGUUCUGAUCUACCAAGACGAUGAAUUUGGAGAUGGGAUGUCACCCUACUUGAUCCACGCAUUGCAGGGUGUGAAUGCGCGCGUCCCAUAUCAGAGCAUCAUUGAUCCAACGGCUACCGAGGAUCAGAUCGGGGAAGAGCUUUACAAAUUGAUGACAAUGCCGACCAGAGUGUUCUUGGUGCACAUGUUGCCGUCUCUGGCGAUUCGUUUAUUCGCUAAGGCCAACGAAAUUGGAAUGAUGAGGGUGUUGUGCGCCGAAAGCGGAACAAAUCAAAUAGCGCUCUGGCUAUCACAAAAUACAUCUAUAUGUUCCUGCAAAAUACCCAAGUCAUUGAUCAAACCAUGCAUCCAAAUAGCUUCUUUAAAAGCUUCUGUUACUGCCAUAUACUCUGCUUCAGUGGUAGACAAUGCAACAGUAGACUGCAAUGUUGAACGCCAACAAACAGAAUNGCAAUCGGCAGAAUUUGAGAUUGUGAAUGUGAAUAGUAAUGGGGGAAACAGAGUUGGGCUUUGGAACCCUGAAAAGGGGUUGUUGAGUAACAAUAUGACAGUGAUCUGGCCGGGGAAUACGGCGGCGGCGCCGAAAGGGUGGGAGUUUCCGACGGCAGGGAAAAGGUUGAGAAUUGGGGUUCCGGUGAAGGAAGGGUAUAGUGAGUUCGUGAGAGUGAAUGGAAAGAAGGUGGAAGGGUAUUGUAGGGACGUGUUCGAUGCGGUAAUAGAAGCGCUUCCAUACGCCCUUCCGUUUGAUUACAUUCCCUUUGCACUUCCGAAUGGAUCUAGAGCCGGUUCCUACGAUGAUCUCAUCAUGCAAGUAAACACAGGGGUCUACGACGGUGCAGUAGGAGACUUAACCAUCGUAGAAAAUAGAUCUAGGUACGUUGAUUUCACCUUGCCGUUCACAGAGUCCGGAGUUUCAAUGAUCGUUCCAACAAAAGCCAACUCCAAGAACAGAGCAUGGCUUUUUCUGAAGCCUCUCACACCGCCAAUGAAAUCUCCAACUCCUCCAUUAAGAGUAAAAUUCGAGCACUACUCAGAAUCUACGACAAAAGAGACUUGA
Cucurbita pepo subsp. pepo (vegetable marrow) is the source of this 1551-nucleotide messenger RNA. NCBI's taxonomy places the organism in Eukaryota, Viridiplantae, Streptophyta, Magnoliopsida, Cucurbitales, Cucurbitaceae. The record is from RefSeq and is a predicted model, not a curated record.